UGGAGAAAGAAUUAAAAGCGAGUGUGAUUCUUGUUAGCAGCCGAAAAAGUGGAGCGCUCAUAGUAGAAGUUGUUGCAGUUGUUUAAUUUUCAUAAUUUUUUCAUUUUAGUCGUGUUUAUUUGUACUUUGCUUUGAGUUUAAACAAUUUUAUAGUUGCUACUGCUGUGAAUUCUCCAUACUAACGCCGCUAUUGCCACAGUUUGGUGCUGUUACCGCACAACGACUUUUUCCUGCAUAUACGGCAUUUAAAAAAAGGGGGAAAGAUUUUAACAAACAAAGCCAAGCAAAAUGAUUAAAUUAAAGAAUUUAUCGAAUGUUGUCAACAACACAACAGUACGCGCCAUAGCUACCUCAGCACCACUCAACGACGCCGACUCAUGGUUUUCCAAGUUGUUGGUGCGUAAAAUUGAGCCAACUAAAGAAUCGCACAGCCGCAUGCUUAGUGAUAAGGAAAUCAUUUAUGCCUUGCAUACGCACAAUGUACGUCCCGGUUAUAUGGAUGAUUAUUUGAAAAAUUACAAAACCUCAGUACAGCUGGUGAAUGAUAAGAAGGCGAAUUUGUCGUGUAAUUUGGUCGCAUCAUGGACCGUACAUGUUGGUGAUAUGGAUCAAUGUUUGCAUUUAUGGAAAUACACUGGUGGUUUUGAGAAGAUUGAUAUUGCCAAGGAAGAUUUAUGGCAUGAUGAGGAGUAUGUGAGUUUAAUGAAUGAGCGCAUUAAAUACUUACGUUCACGUCAUUUACAAUAUCUGCUGGCAUUCAGUUAUUGGCCGAAAAUCGAUUUUCGUUCAGACAAACAUAUCUACGAAAUGCGUUCAUAUCGUCUAAAACCUGGCACAAUGAUCGAGUGGGGCAACAAUUGGGCGCGUGCCAUUAACUUCCGUAAACAUAACAACGAAGCUUUUGCUGGUUUCUUCUCGCAAGUUGGCCGGCUUUACAAUGUGCAUCAUAUUUGGUGCUAUAAAUCCUUAUUGGAUCGCAAGGAGACGCGUGAAGCUGCUUGGCGUUCACCCGGUUGGGAUGAGUGUGUCGCAUACACUGUGCCACUUAUAAAAGAUAUGCAUACACGCAUUUUAGCACCAACUGAGUUCUCGCCAACACAGUAGUGCAAACGUAAACAUAUAUACUACUAUACAUAUUGGUUACAAAUAGCAAACUUUUUUAGUGCCUCCUGCAAAUUUAUUUUUAAGCGACAAUUGUGUUUUUGUGCUAUGCAUACAUAUAAUGCUAACAAUUGAUAGAGGAAAAGUGAAUUUCGUGAACGCACAAUAUUUAAGCCAACUAUACAGUGAUGCUUCCACAUACAUAUACAUUUAAUUGCUUUUAUUUUCGAAAUUCGUCGUAUAUUAUGUGCUUUUUUUACAUUAUGCUUAAAGUUUGUGAAUUUAUUUAUUAUGUUGUACAGUGUUGCGCUGUCUUUUUGAAGUUAUAAUUUAUAAAAAUCAAUUCUCAAAGAAAUGUCACUACGAAUUUUCGUGAUAAAUUACUUAUUGCACAUAUUUAUUUGCCAAGCAAAAGAAAAUGUUACACUAAAAUCAAAAAUUAUGAAAUUGUUAUAAAAUCAAAUAUAUCAUUAAGAAAAACA
This is a messenger RNA of Zeugodacus cucurbitae (melon fly), 1583 nucleotides long. It is a transcript of the gene Nipsnap, whose product is annotated as protein NipSnap. NCBI's taxonomy places the organism in Eukaryota, Metazoa, Arthropoda, Insecta, Diptera, Tephritidae. The coding region runs from base 289 to 1104 and encodes 271 amino acids. The record is from RefSeq and is a predicted model, not a curated record. The transcript is spliced from 7 exons. Gene Ontology annotation, cellular component: mitochondrion.